AUGGCCCACUAUUCUGACAUUGCGACGCGGGCCUCUAUUGUUUGCCUCAAAGCCUGCAGCGGCAAGACCUCGGCCGAGAUUGCGGCCAUUCUUGGUGUAUCGGUCCGUCAAGUCAACCGUGUAUACGCUCGGGCAAUCGAACGAGGCUUCGAUCCCAAACAACGGCCGCUAUCGAUUCGCAACAACUAUGUUCAAGACGCUCCCAAAUCUGGCCGGCCGUCGAACAAGACGGGAAGGAGGGAAAGGUAG
Molecule: messenger RNA, 249 nt
Organism: Drechmeria coniospora
Lineage: Eukaryota; Fungi; Ascomycota; Sordariomycetes; Hypocreales; Ophiocordycipitaceae
Exons: 1
Coding region: 1-249 (82 amino acids)
Source: RefSeq, a predicted model, not a curated record